This is a messenger RNA of Arachis duranensis, 715 nucleotides long. Its product is annotated as conglutin. The transcript has a single exon. The record is from RefSeq and is marked validated. NCBI's taxonomy places the organism in Eukaryota, Viridiplantae, Streptophyta, Magnoliopsida, Fabales, Fabaceae. Gene Ontology annotation, molecular function: nutrient reservoir activity. Bases 67 to 504 code for a protein of 145 amino acids.
ACUCAUAAAAAAGUCACACACAACUAACACACUACUCCUCAAGCAUCAUCACAUUCCACCACCACCAUGGCCAAGUCCACCAUCCUGGUAGCCCUCCUUGCCCUCGUCCUGGUGGCACACGCCUCCGCGAUGAGGCGCGAGAGGGGGCGACAAGGGGACUCAUCAAGCUGCGAGAGGCAGGUAGACAGGGUGAACCUCAAGCCCUGCGAGCAGCACAUAAUGCAGAGGAUAAUGGGCGAGCAAGAGCAGUACGACUCCUACGAUAUUAGGAGUACUCGAUCCUCCGACCAGCAACAGAGGUGCUGCGAUGAGCUGGACCAGAUGGAGAACACAGAGAGAUGCAUGUGCGAGGCAUUGCAGCAGAUAAUGGAGAACCAGUGCGAUAGGUUGCAGGACAGGCAAAUGGUGCAGCAGUUCAAGAGAGAGCUCAUGAACUUGCCUCAACAGUGUAACUUCAGGGCACCACAGCGUUGCGAUUUGGACGUGAGUGGCGGCAGAUGCUAGACUCAAAAAUAAUAAUCUGUGCCAAAAGAAACUAGUAGGAAGUAGCUUAUGAGCUAUUAUGUAUGCUUGUUUCGUUAAUAAUAAAUAUCAUCACUGUAUGAAUGUGGUGAUAGGUAAGGUUAUAUGAGCACCUUCGGUGUGCUCUUAUGGCUUUACCUAUGUUUUGCUACUGCAAAGUUUUAACCACCAUGAAAUAAAAGAUCUUCAAGUA